UUAUUCUCAGCUUCAGGACAUGCCUGGUCCCUGCUGCUGAAUGCAGCACUAUCAGAUUUGAAAAUCUGCUCCUUGGAAAGUCCCCAAAGGAAGUGUAGCAGGGUGUGGACCGAUUCGCACAUGCUUCCUGCCCUGAACACUGAGGAAAAUUAAAACUUCUGCAAUGGUAAAGCCCCAGGAGGGAUUUUUUGCUUGGUUUAAACAAACCCAGCCCAUUGUGUAGAAACGUCAACACACUCCAAGAGUGCUUUCCUUGUAAAUCUCAAUGCGCACUUAUGCCAUUGUACAGGUAGGAAUAGCCGUGCAAACUUUAACAAGUAAACUUGCACGAAGCGUGUUCAUCUAUUCACCUGUCUUCUGCCACACUUGCAGCGCUGAUCCGAUGUCUGAGAUAAACAGCAUGCUAAAUGUUCAUCCUGAACUGUGAGCAUUGAUCUACAAUCAGUAUGAAGGAUUAUCCUUUGAAACCUAAGGCCUGAAAUCUCAGACAAAAGAGACUGUAAAUAUUUUGAUGUGGAUUAAUAAAUAAGUCCCAAGCAAUCGAGUAUUUUUUUGAAUGUAGUGCAUUCAAAUAAUUUGGAGCCAUUUCACAGCGGAAAGGCCAUGGCCAAUGUUUUUUCAUCUUCUAUUUUCAAGCUGAAAAUAUUACUGUCACAGACACAUCCCCUGAAUGUUGACAGCUUAUUCAAGGUGAAGAACAUAUGGGAGAAUUUAGGAAUGGAUGAGGGGAUGGGAAAAUGUUUAGAAGAAGUAAUAAAGAACUUUCCAAAUGAACCUUCGUGGGUAAUGAAAAAUGCUCAGGUAGUUCUCAAGGGGGAUGAUGGGAAAGUGCUCUCUUUUACUUCAGGAAAAAAAGAAUGGAAAAUCAAUGUUUCUGCUGGAGACUACAAGUUCCGUGUGAAAGCCCCAUCAAAAUCUGCAUAUCUGGCCAGAUUACGGUCUCGGAAGCAACCCCUUAGCAUUAGAUAUUUUAAAAAAGUGGAAGAAGACUUGAAGACAUUUGGCCCAUUGACUCCAGCUGAGAACAGUUGCUUCAAGAUGGUCCACCAGCGGUUCCCCAAGAAAUCAAGUGAAAUACAAAAUAAUGCCCAGGUAAAAUUCAUCUUUGACAUGGAUGGAGAAAAUGUGGAAUAUGUAUUCAUUUCAGGGAACGGAGAUUACAAAAUGGACAUUACCCAUUCCAAUGGGCAACCUCAGUACCAUGAAUUACAUGUAAGUUCAGGCAACAAACUAGAGAAUUUCUCGUGUUCCCUUCCGACACUGGAUGUUGAUAACUUGGGGAGCAUUAAAAGUGAAUUAGCCCAAGGGAAUUUGCUCACCGACAGCCUAAAAUCAUAUUUUAAUCACCUUGUGGAUAUAUUGCCUGAAUAUUUUGAGGUAAUUGAUGAGAAGCUGCAAAUUUAUUUCACCUGCAAUGAGCAAGGCCUAUCUGUAAACUCCAAGUCUGGAGAUUGGAAGAUCAUUGUACAGAGUAAAGACGGAACAGUAAAUGUUGACUUCAGAUUGUAUACUUGGAAGCUGUUUUCAAAGCAGAACAAGGGUAAAACCCAUGAGCUUACUGUGGAAAACCUGCAGGAAAUGCGGAAAAAGGUCCGAUAUCUGAAGAAACUACCUAGGCGUGUCCAUGACGCAUUCAACAAAGCACUAGAUGUAUUUCGUGAUGAACCAUCAUCUUUGCAAAAGAAUGCUCACCUUAUUAUUCAAUGUGACGAAGGAGAGAUGGCUUUCAUCUCUGGCAAAGGGAAGAACAAAAUCGAUAUAUUCUACCUUAAGGGCGUCAUCCUUUGUAAGAUAUCUUGUACUUGGUUAAUAACCAUACUGAAGUUCUUACUGAGUUUGCAUAAAUCCAUUCCAAAGAUUUUGGAAACUGUAGUCCCAAUAGCAGUACGUGCAUUGCCAAGUUGUUUGUGAUGUCCUUUUCAUCAAGGCCAUUACUUGGGACAAAGCCGUUUCAAUGAUAGUUAAAUUGUAUUCAAGGUGAUUGCUGUAGGAACAUCAUUAUUGCCACAUGUUUUAAAUCUGCAUUAGAAACUUUUCCUAACAGGAACUCACUCAGUUGGUUCUUCCAAUAGGCAGAGGAUGUUGGUGUUUAGGUACUUGAAAUUGACCCCAUCAAUUUAACUAUUCUUUUAAGGCUGAAUUUUAGGGCAUAUUCUGGACAAAACAAAAACCUUAGCUUUGGAGAAAUUCAUUUCAAGAAAGACCCCUUUAUGUAUAUAUUUUGUACUAAUUUUCAUCUAACUGAUGCAGUGGUGGGAUUCAAUUUUUUAAAAUACUGGUUUG
Molecule: messenger RNA, 2283 nt
Organism: Notechis scutatus (mainland tiger snake)
Lineage: Eukaryota; Metazoa; Chordata; Lepidosauria; Squamata; Elapidae
Source: RefSeq, a predicted model, not a curated record